ACAAAAAAUAGCAAUAUUAAUCGUUUCAUGCUCUCACACAAAUUAUUAAACUAUAUUACUAACUUACUUUUGUCCUUUUUUUCCUAAGGCCUAUUGUCGACAAUACCAGCGUUGUCGCAAUAUGCUUACUUCUCUGAUGAGUACAUACAAUCAUUAAAAGGCAAUGCAACACACAUUGUCCUUAAACAUAAAAAACAAAUAGUUACUAACUACAACUGUUACGUACUAGAUUUUUUUAACAUCAUAUUUUCCUUCUCAAAAUUGGUUACUAACUUUGUCUCAAUUCCUCACAAUUUUUCUCUUCAAAUAAUAUUGUGCGAACCGAUCGGCCAAAAUCAAACACAGCCUCAUAUCCAAACAGAUCGCACCUCGGAAAACCUGAGUAUGAGUGCUCUCACUGCCAUGCUAUUUUUUGGUAUGCUGAAAGAGUUCGUAAUCGGCAACGAGACUCAUCUAUUGUAUAUAACAAUUGUUGUAAAGGUGGCAAGAUUAUCAUACCUCCGUAUAGACCUAGGCCUGAACCUCUAUCUUCUCUUGCAAGGUUAGAUGGUGACAUAGCCUCAAAAAAAUUUAUCAGAAACAUAAGACAAUACAACUGCUUAUUUGCUUUCACAUCAAUGGGCGCUCAGAUAGAUAAUUCUGUUAAUGAUGGUCGUGGUCCACCGCUAUUCAAAAUAUGUGGACAGGUUCAUCAUCGUAUAGGAUCUCUAUUACCUCCAGAUGGAUCCUCACCUAAAUUCAUUCAACUGUACAUCUACGAUACUGCAAAUGAGAUUCAAAAUAGAAUGAACUCUUUGGGGAAUAACGAUAGAAAUGAUGGUGGUUUGGACCCUGUUAUAGUCAAUGGGUUGAUAAAAAUGCUUGAUGAUCACAAUCCAUUUGCAAAAAAAUUCCGUAUGGCAAGAGAUCGUCUAGCUGAUAAUGAAAGUGAAGAUUUUAUUAUUAGACUCAUUGGUGCUAAGGAGGGUGAUCCUGUACAAUAUAAUUUGCCAACAACGGAUCAGCUUGCUAUGUUGAUUGUUGGGGAUUUCUCUUUGGACACAUUCAAACGUGAUAUUAUUAUUGAAACUAAAAGCAAAGAACUCAAACGAAUAUCCUCACUUCACCCAGCUUAUAUGGCUCUACAGUAUCCAUUGCUUUUUCCUUUUGGAGAACGUGGCUUCCAAGUUGGAAUCUUAUACAAUGGUUUAUGUGCAAAUGACAACAAUGCAUGAAGACACAUGAGCAUGCAAGAAUAUUAUUGCUACCAAUUUCAUUACAGGAAAAACCAACCAAAUCCAUAUCUAUGCUACGGUUUAUUAUCAAGUCAAGCUAAAGUGGAAGCUAGAGCAUGCAUCGAUGAAAAUAGGUUGAACUAUGUUAUUAACAAUCAAAAAAAUCUACACAUGGAAAGCAUACAGGGAAUCACAGAUGUGAUUAGUCGUGGUUGUAUUAGUGGUGAGGAAGUUGGCAAAACUAUCAUCCUUCCUGCGUCACAUACAGGAGGAAGAAGAUAUAUGAUCCAAAAUUACCAUGACAGCAUAGCUAUCUGUCGAGUUCAUGGUCCACCUGAUUUUUUUGUCACCUUUACAUGAAAUGCAAACUGGCCUGAAAUUUUGGAAAGCAUGUUUGAAAAUGGACAGAACCCUCCCGAUAGAUCUGAUGUUAUAGUUCGAGUUUAUCAUAUGAAAUUAAAUGAUUUGAUGCAUGACAUAAGAAAUGGAUCUAUUUUUGGAUCGUGCACUGCAGUGCUCUACACAAUUGAAUUCCAAAAACGAGGCCUACCUCACUCGCAUAUCAUAUUUUGGGUAUCAAAUGGCACUUCGGAGUCUACAUCCAACUUUAUUGAUUCUUUCAUCAGUGCUGAGAUUCCAGAUCCAAGCAUCGACCCUUUAGGGUACUGUUUGGUGGCAGAACAUAUGAUCCACGGUCCAUGCGGAACAUUAAAUCCAAAUUCUCAAUGUAUGAAAAAUAACAGAUGCUCGAAGAAUUAUCCAAAGGAGUUCCAUGAAGAAACUAACCUGGACGAACAAGGAUUUGCUACAUACAGACGACAGAACAAUAACCGCUACGUCAUUAAAGGGGGUCACAAGUUGGAUAAUAGGUGGGUAGUUCCAUAUAAUGACACUCUAUUAAAGACUUAUCAAGCUCAUAUCAAUGUUGAAUGGUGCAACAAAACUGUUUUUGUCAAAUACCUCUUCAAAUACGUAACAAAAGGACCAGACUACAACAAAGUUUAUUUACAAAGAAUAAGAAAUGGUGAGGAUACCCCUUAUGAUGAAGAAACUAAUGCGAGAAAUGAAGUGAAAGAAUAUUUGGACACUCGCUAUCUAUGCGACAAGGAUUCCUGUUGGCGUGUGCUUGGAUAUGACAUCCAUAGACAUUAUCCUGCAGUAGAACGAAUGCCUGUGCAUUUACCAAAUGAAAAUUACAUAACAUAAUGCAGCAAGCAACAUAUCACGAAUAUUGUCUGAAGGUUUUGUUCGAAAGACAAUGCUCACCGAGUGGUUUUAUGUUAAUUCAACAUGUGAAUCAGCACGGGAUCUAACAUAUAUUGAAUUUCCAACUAAAUGGCGAUGGGAAGACAAAACAAGAAGCUGGAAACCAAGACAUGCAAAGGAAGGGAAAAUAGGUCGUAUAUAUUAUGUACAUCCAUCUACAGGAGAAAGAUACUAUUUACGAAUGCUUCUUAUGAUCGUUAAAGGUGCUACAAGCUACGAGGAUUUGAGAAGAUAUAACAACAUAUUACAUCCCACAUUUAAGGAAGCAUGUAGAGCACGAGGUCUUCUUAACGAUGACAAUGAGUGGUACAAUGCCUUUGACGAAGCUGCCAGAUGGGCCACUUCUGAGCAGUUGCGACAUCUAUUUGUCACCAUGCUUCUUUAUUGUGAGGUUGGAGAUGAGUAUGCAUUUUUCGAGAAAGUAUGGAAACAACUAACAGAUGAUAUUCAAUAUAGAAUGAGAAAAACAUUGAAUCUUCCUUCCUAUCAAAUGCCAACAAUAGAAUUGCGAGAUCAUUUAAUUGACAAAUUAUCUGUGCUUUUCAACAAAUGUGGCUCCAAUAUAAAAGAAUACAACUUGCCACAAAAAACUAAUUCAACGGGCUCAAUCCACGACAAUCGAUUUAUUGAGGAAGAGUUAUCAUAUAACUUCGAUACUUUAUCACAAACUGCAUACAAUCUCCGUGUGAAACUGAAUGAUCAACAGUUGCAUGCUUUUAAUACUAUAGUUGAUACUGUCCUAUCAAACAUAUUUGGAUUCUUCUUUUUAUCUGGAUAUGGAGGCACUGGAAAGACUUUCCUUUGGAAUGCGAUCAUAACACACUUACGAGCACAAAAAGGAUAGUCUUAACGGUUGCAUCUUCUGGGGUUGCCUCCUUGCUACUUCCAGGUGGCCGCACAACACAUUCAAGGUUCAGAAUACCUUGCGAACUAGACGAAACAUCAACUUGCGACAUUAAAAGAGGUACAAUGCUUGCUGAGUUGAUUGAAGCGGCUUCUUUAAUAAUUUGGGACGAAGCAUUCAUGACACAUAGAAAUGCUUUUGAAGCCCUAGAUCGUUCCCUUCGUGAUUUACUUUCUUUGAAAUCUGCUCAAUCUGCUACCAUUCCUUUUGGGGGUAAGGUCAUCGUACUAGGAGGUGAUCCUAGACAGAUAUUACCUGUGAUAGAAGGUGGCAAUCGUGCACAAAUUAUAAAUGCUGCUAUAACCAAUUCGCCACUUUGGAAUUCAGUCACAGUCCUACAUCUUACACAAAACAUGAGACUUCGUUCAACGGAUUUAACAGAUAGCGAAAAAACUGAACUUGCAGAUUUUAGUGCAUGGAUCUUAAAUAUUGGCAACGACAAUAUACCAGCUAUACAAAAACCAGGAGAAAUGGAGCCCACAUGGAUACAAAUUCCUUCUGAAUUCCUCUUACUGCCCCAAGAAGAUCAUAUUUCAGCUUUAAUUGCAACAGUGUAUCCAGAAAUAACAGAAAGUUAUAAUGAUCCAACCUAUCUACAACAUCGGGCUGUCUUAACACCAACAAAUGAGAUAGCUGAUUUAAUUAACGAACAUGUGGUUGACCUUAUUCCCGGAACGCACAAACAAUAUUUAAGUUGUGACCGGAUUGCAUCACAGUCAAAUACAGGUGGGACAUUAGAUCUUUUAUAUCCAGUUGAUUUUCUAAAUUCAAUAAAUAGUAACAACUUUCCGCAACAUAAACUGCUGCUUAAAGAAGGAGUACCGAUUAUAUUGCUUCGAAAUCUAAAUCAAUCUGAAGGUUUAUGCAAUGGCACAAGACUUAUCAUAACUGCUCUAGGAGACAUGGUUUUGGAAGCUCAGAUUUUAACUGGUACACAUGCUGGAAAGAAAGUUCUCAUUCCCAGAAUAUGUCUGGUGCUUAAAACAAACAAAAAUCCAUUUGUACUCGAAGGAAGGCAAUAUCCUAUAAAAAUAUGUUAUGCUAUGACAAUCAACAAAAGUCAAGGACAAACACUCUCACAAGUUGGCAUCUACCUCAAAAAGCCUGUAUUUACUCAUGGCCAGCUUUAUGUUGUUGUUUCUCGAGUAACUUCAAAAUCAGGUUUACACAUUUUAAUUGAAGACGAAGAUGGUCGAUCAAGCAAUGAGACAAGGAACAUAGUUUACAAGGAAAUAUUCAAUCGCAUACCUAUGAAUGUCGAUGCUACAACUUCAUAGUACCCUAAAAUAUUCACUACACGUACACUAUCUACUAUUAUAUGUAUUAGUAAUGCAUACUAUGGUAAGUUUAUACAGACCAUACCCCAUUAUAUGCAAUUCAUUCAUACCGAAACAUACACACAAGUUUAUUCUAAUAAUCAUAUUCAAUUUAAAAAGUUACAAGUUCUUUUUACAAACAUUAUCGGCUCACUAUUUUCAAAUGCCUAUUUUACACUACAUACUGAUAUUUCUUCUGCAAUUUAUUAUUCUUGCGUCGUUCUGUGUGCUACUACUUACAUCAAUCAUACAUUUUUACAUUCCGCUUACAUAUAUACCACUAUUUUUCAACACUCAACAGUUCGUUCAUAACAUUGACAUCUUUGUUUGUUAA
Messenger RNA from Zea mays, 5034 nucleotides. RefSeq names its product ATP-dependent DNA helicase PIF1-like. The record is from RefSeq and is a predicted model, not a curated record. Gene Ontology annotation, biological process: DNA repair; telomere maintenance. Bases 3450 to 4661 code for a protein of 403 amino acids. Lineage: Eukaryota; Viridiplantae; Streptophyta; Magnoliopsida; Poales; Poaceae. The transcript has 2 exons. Gene Ontology annotation, molecular function: DNA helicase activity.